Molecule: messenger RNA, 4684 nt
Organism: Cyprinodon tularosa
Lineage: Eukaryota; Metazoa; Chordata; Actinopteri; Cyprinodontiformes; Cyprinodontidae
Gene: ccar1
Product: cell division cycle and apoptosis regulator 1
Exons: 26
Coding region: 123-3797 (1224 amino acids)
Biological process (GO): regulation of DNA-templated transcription
Cellular component (GO): nucleus
Source: RefSeq, a predicted model, not a curated record
AGCCAUAUGUUUUGAUUCAGCGGUUGUUCUGUAAAAUAUGUUAAGAACUAAACGAACUAAACGCGUUUGGAUAGCAUUGAAUCGACCUGGUAAACAGAGACUGCCCUAAAGCUGAAUGAGGCAUGGCCCAGUUCGGGGGACAGAAGAAUCCGCCAUGGGCAAAUCAGUUUGCUGCCACAUCCGUGUCUCAGCCAGGUCACUCAGGACAGUCUCUUGACCUCAACAGCCUGCACUCUCUUGGGGUGCAGCAACAGUCUCUUCUGGGAGCGUCACCCUCCGUUUACUCUCAGCAGUCAGCCUUGGCUGCAGCUUCUCUCAGUAACCAGUCUGCAGCAAACUAUCAGCUGUCCCAACAAACUGCUGCCUUGCAGCAGCAAGCUGCAGCAGCUGCAGCUGCUGCUUUACAGCAGUCUCAGAUCAAUUCAGCACUUCAGCAGUAUCAGCAGCAACAGCAACCUCCCCAGCAACCACCUCAGCAACUGUAUAAUGUACCUCAUCAGCUUCCUCAGCAGGCACUGAUCUCUCAGCCCCCCGUCGCAUUGCCCACCAGCUUGAGCUUGUCCAACCCUCAGCAGACAGCUCAGAUUACGGUUUCAUAUCCAACGCCACGUUCAAGCCACCAACAGCAGACGCAGCCACAGAAGCAGCGAGUCUUCACUGGUGUAGUCAAUAAACUGCAUGACACGUUUGGCUUUGUAGAUGAAGACGUCUUCUUUCAGCUAAGUGCUGUGAAGGGGAAAACUCCCCAGGUCGGGGACAGGGUCCUAGUGGAAGCCGUGUACAACCCUAAUAUGCCCUUCAAGUGGAAUGCCCAACGCAUCCAGACUUUACCUCAGCUGGGAAAUCAGUCGCAUCAGCAGCAGCCUCCGCCUUUACCUCAAGCUUCCCCACAGAUCGGCAGCCUUUACAGUGAACCAGGAAUGCAGCUCCGCUACACAGAUAUGCACUCUGCUAUGGACAACAGACAAAAUAGCCAGGCUCAGGCUUCUAACAUGAUGAAGUCAGCCCCAAACAUGCUGCAGUCGCUACCUCCCCCGACUACUUUCAGUGUUCAAGCUCAGAAUCCAUCCUCCCUGCUGCAAGCCCAGCUCUCUGCCGUCUCUCUGGCCCCGCUUCUCCAGAACCCCCCUCAGCCUCUGCUCCCACAGCCUCCCACCAAAGAUGUUUUUGGCGGUGGUCUGCUGCAGCCCCCUGUAAGAAUAAUGCAGCAGGCGCAGAACCUUCGCCGAAUGGAACCAACUCGUUUCACCACUCGCAAUGAUCGAAUGCCUGAACUUAUCCUCAGGCCUAAAGAGGAACGCAGCAGAGAUCGAGAACGCGAUCGUAGGAGAUCUAGAGAACGCUCUCCCACACGCAAACGCUCGAGAGACCGGUCACCAAGACGGGAACGCUCUCCAAGGCGCAAUCGCAAGGCGGUUCCACGCUACACUGUACAAUUUUCCAAGUUCAGCUUAGAUGGCUCCAGUUGUGACUUGAUGGAGCUUAGACGGCGCUAUCAGAGUCUCUACAUCCCCAGUGACUUUUUUAAUGCCGUCUUCACCUGGGUGGAUGCCUUCCCUGUGACCCGACCCUUCCAGUUCAGCAAUGCCUGUAACUUCCACGUCCUGCACAAAGAAGUAGAUCCUCCAGUCAAAAACACAGCAGUGCUGGACCCUCCCGAUGUUAGCCGUGCCUACAGCGCAAAGGUGAUGCUGCUUGCUAACCCCAGUUUAGAGGAGCUUUAUCACAAGUCAUGUGCUCUGGCAGAGGACCCUCAGGAAGUCAGAGAAUCUUUCCAACAUCCCGCGAGGCUCAUUAAGUUUUUGGUGGGCAUGCGGGGUAAAGACGAGGCCAUGGCUAUCGGGGGUCAUUGGUCUCCCUCUCUAGAUGGAGCUGACCCGGAGAAGGACCCAUCAGUGCUUAUUAAGACAGCCAUACGUUGUUGCAGGGCGCUCACAGGCAUAGACCUUAGUCUGUGCACUCAGUGGUAUCGUUUUGCAGAGAUUCGCUAUCAUCGGCCGGAGGAGACACACAAGGGGCGGACAGUCCCUGCUCAUGUGGAGACAGUGGUUUUGUUUCUUCCGGAUGUUUGGCAUUGUCUUCCUACCCGCUCAGAGUGGGAAGUGCUGUCACGGCGACUCCGGGAGCAGCUGGCUGAGAAGCUGUCGGCCGAGCGAAAGGAGGCGGAUGGAGAACAGGAGGAAGAAGAAAAAGAUGACGAAGAAUCUAAAGAUGACUGUGUUCCCACUCACUGGACUAAACUUGACCCGAAAUCAAUGAAGGUCAACGACUUGCGUAAAGAACUUGAUUGUCGCUCUCUGAGCUCAAAAGGAUUAAAAUCCCAGCUCAUUGCCCGCCUCACUAAGCAGCUGAAGGUGGAGGAGCAGGUGGAGGAGUCCAAAGAGCCAGAGAAAACAGAAACUAAAGUCGCAGAGGAAGAGGAGCCGCCACGUACCGAGGAUGACAAAGAGGAUGAUGAAAAAAGGAAGCAGGAGGAGGUGGAGCGUCAACGUAGAGAAAGGCACUACAUCCUCCCGGAUGAGCCCACCAUCCUCGUGUAUCCCAACUGGGCUGCUAAGAGUGGCAAAUUUGACUGCAGCGUCAUGUCCCUAAGUGUGCUGCUGGACUACAGACUGGAGGACAAUAAGGAGCACUCUUUUGAGGUUUCCCUGUUUGCCGAGUUGUUUAACGAGAUGCUGCAGAGAGACUUUGGCUACCGCAUCUACAAGGCGCUCGCUUCUCUUCCCUCAAAGGAUGAGAAGAAGGAAAAGAAAGCGAAAAAGGAGGGAGAAAAGAAGGAAGCGGAAAAACGUGAAAUCAAAAAGGAAAAAGAAGAAGAGAGCGAGGAGCCAGCAGCAAAGAAGAACAAAGAUGAAGAGGAGGAGAAAAGAAAGUGUGAAGACAAAGUCAUCAAGAUGGAGUCUCGAGAUGAGGAGGAAGAUGAAGGCAGCACAGCCAACGCUGAGGAAUAUGACCCCAUGGAGGCUGAAGAUGAUGAUGAUGAUGAUGAUGAUGAUGAUGACGAAGACUACAAAGACAGAAGCGACCGAAAGGAUGAUCAUAAGUCAUCGAAGGACAGAUCAUCUAAAGACAAGAAACAGAUGGUGACCCAGAACAGGGACCUGCUCAUGGCAUUUGUCUACUUUGACCAAAGCCACUGGGGCUAUUUGCUGGAGAAAGACUUGGAGGAUAUCCUAUACACACUGGGCCUGCAUCUUUCUCGUGCACAGGUCAAGAAGCUUUUGAACAAACCUGUCGUUAGAGAGGCUUGUUAUUAUCGAAAACUGACAGACAGAGAAAAAGAUGAAGCUGCACUCUCCUAUAAUGAAGCCCAGAUAGAAAACCUUACUGGUAACAGAGCUCUGCUCCCUAGUGUAAAACCUUGUGCUUCAUCAGAGCCCAGUGAGUCUGGAAAUCUGAUCGUGUACAACGGAGCCAUGGUGGACAUCGGCAGCAUGAUGCAGAAGCUAGAGAAGAGCGAGAAGUCUCGGGAGGAGAUAGAGCAGAAGCUUAUUACUCAGGAAGCCAAAAUGGGAGAGGAUGCAAAGUUGAAAGCUCAGUUAGAGGAAGCCAACAAAGUCCUAACCAAGGAACUGGAGGAGGUGACGAGCACCCUCAGUCGAACGGAGCACACCCUGAGAGCUGUGACGGAGCAGAAAACCAUCUAUUACGACUACAUGAGAAAGUCUGCCAACACCUUGAUGACGACUGUCAAUGAGCUUCUGGAUGUACUAAAGAAGGAGCAAGUAGGUGAACCUAGCAUGAAGACCAAGAGCGACGAGAUCCAGACAUCUCAGACAAACGGAGCUGAUGAAUAACUUCUGUGGAUACAUGAAGCCAACCUGUAACAAUGAUCUUAAAUUGUAAAUAUUCCCUAAAAGUGUCACUUGAAUCUGUGUUUUUUUGAGGCUUUUGUGUGUAAAGUUUAUCUCAGAAGUUCCUCCCUGAUGUGAAGUCCCCCCCCCCCCCCCCCCUUUUUUUUUGUUAACUUUUCCUAAUUAGUCAUUUUAAUAAGGACAAAGUGUUCUUAUUAAAGCUCUUAUAGUUCAACUGACUUUGGUUUAGUUGCUAAAAUCUGUUUUGCUGUUGUUUUAGCUUUGUCAGGGCCAAUGAAGUGCCGUAUUGCGGAUUUAAAUGCCAGUAUGUGUGAGUGGUACUUAAGUUGAUUUUCUGUUUUUAACUAGCAAUAAAGAUGCUAUUUAUGUGCUGAAGAAUUCGUAGAAAACUAAAGAAAUAAACUGACUUGAGUAAGAAGGUGCAGAGAAUCUGGUUUGGUUGAGUUAUUUUCCCUUUCCAUCGUUCACCCUAUUUAUGUUUGAUUAACAUGCAAUUGAAAGUUCAUCUGUUUGACUAGUUUGAUAGUUAGUUUCUGCUGUUUUGUUGUUUUUUAACACAUGUGGCUAUGCAUGGCUCCUGCCUCUCUUGGACCUUUUAUUCUGACUGUAUUCACCCACUGAAUGCUCUGCAAGCAUUCUCAGAUUUGCUGAUGAAAAGAAACUAGACGUAAACCCAAAGCUAAUCUCAAUGAAUGUGUGUUCAGCUGAAGGAAUGAGCCGGAACAUUUUCAGUUAGUUUUCGGUUGUUUCUAAGAAAAAAAAAUGCUUGAUUACAUUUAAUGUCCUCCAAAGUAGGCAGUUUUAUUUUUCUAAUGAUAAUGUAAUCUUUGGAUGUCUUGUGCAAGAGUAAAGUGGUCCUUUUAACACUA